AUGACGUGUGGCCCCUCCCAUCUUCCCUUUAGUAAACUCCCAUUGCAGAAAACGAUAUACGGCUGUACCUCGGCUAAAAUUACUAUUCCAUCCAACGACGAUGAAAGCAAUACUGUGCAGGAUGGGCACAUGGGACAUGGAGUAGCCAAUCAGGGCACUCACGAUCAUAAGCCUGGCGUGCUGUCUCGGCCUUCAUAUUCACACUGUCUGAAAAGCACGAAGGCCAUUUGCAGUAUCCGGAAAAACUGCAAUAGUGACUGGUGCAGGUUCAGCCUCCGGCCUGAAGCAGAGAAGCUCAUCGCUCAGUAUGGGGGAUUGCAAUCGUCACCGCGGGCCGUCUUUGUUCAGACGGACGUGACUUCCUGGGCAGCAUUGAUGCAGAUGUCUGAAGUUGCACUGGAAGAGUUCGGCGAUUUCCAUAUAGUUUGUCCGGGAGCGGGUAUAUAUGAACCGCAUUGGUCGAAUUUUUGGCAUCCCCCGGGUUCCCCAGAAAGCAAGGAUGGCCUGGAUUCAAAUCGCUAUUAUUUGCUUGAUAUCAACCUCACCCAUCCAAUCCGGACAACUCAGCUAGCUCUAUCCUACUGGUUACAUCCGAGAAGCCGACCCUCGUCGUUCCAUCCGGUUGCUGAGCCAGUCAGUCCCGAAAAUCCAAAACGUAUCAUCCAUAUUUCCUCCGUUGCAGGCCAGAUACCAAACUUCAACGCGCCCAUUUAUGGUGCAUCAAAAUUCGCAAUUACGGGAUUCGUCCGCUGUCUAGCACCGCUCGAUCAAGCGAUUGGUGUACGGAUUAAUGCUGUCGCACCUGGCAUCAUCCGAACGCCGCUUUGGACUGAGCAUCCAGAGAAGCUUCUGCAACUAGACCAGGAAAAAGACGGAUGGGCCACAGCUGACGAAGUGGCUAUGGCAAUGUUAAGAUGUCUUGAUGACGAGGACCUAGAAGGUGGUGCAAUUCUGGAGGUGGGAAAGAAUAGUACAAGGCGUGUUGAGGUUCUAAAUGAUCCCGGCCCAGAUGAGAGUCUUGGAACUGCCUUCAAAGCAAGCAAAGCUGAAGAAGCCGCAGAACGGAUUUUAUACUGCUUGCGACAAAGCGAUAUAUGGGGUUAA
Messenger RNA from Aspergillus welwitschiae, 1104 nucleotides. Its product is annotated as NAD(P)-binding protein. The transcript has 6 exons. Gene Ontology annotation, cellular component: cytoplasm. NCBI's taxonomy places the organism in Eukaryota, Fungi, Ascomycota, Eurotiomycetes, Eurotiales, Aspergillaceae. The record is from RefSeq and is a predicted model, not a curated record. Gene Ontology annotation, molecular function: oxidoreductase activity, acting on the CH-OH group of donors, NAD or NADP as acceptor. The coding region runs from base 1 to 1104 and encodes 367 amino acids.